Raphanus sativus (radish) is the source of this 969-nucleotide messenger RNA. Its product is annotated as glutathione S-transferase T3-like. The record is from RefSeq and is a predicted model, not a curated record. Bases 1 to 969 code for a protein of 322 amino acids. The transcript is spliced from 2 exons. Lineage: Eukaryota; Viridiplantae; Streptophyta; Magnoliopsida; Brassicales; Brassicaceae.
AUGGCUUACUUUCCAUCUUCUGGAACCAUUAGCUUUGGUGAACUACUUAGUUCACAAACACAAACUGUUUCGUUUGGAAACAUCCCAUCUCUAGGUAGUCUAGGAACCGAAGCUUCUCACAAACCACAACACGUUGAUGGAGACACUGCUGCUGCACGAAAAGAACGAAGGAAAUGGAGCCAAGGGGAUGACAUUGUUCUCAUCAGCGCGUGGUUGAACACGAGCAAAGAUGCUGUGGUGGGCAACGAGCAGAAAGCAGGGACCUUUUGGGACCGAGUUACUGCAUACUAUACGGCAAGUCCUCACUCUGCUGGCAGCUUGGCGAGAAAGACGGGUGACUGCAAGCAGCGUUGGCACAAGAUCAAUGAUUUUGUGUCCAAGUUCUGUGGAUCAUACGCAGCAGCUACAAGAGAGAAAAGCUCCGGCCAAAAUGAGGUUGAUGUUCUCAAAAAAGCACAUCAAAUUUUCUUGAUCAAUCACAAGAAGAAGUUUACUCUUGAACACGCAUGGAGGGAGCUGCGGUAUGACCAGAAGUGGUGUGAGCUUAGUCACAACGAUGACAAGAAGAAUAAGAGGAAGAAUGAGGAAGACGCGGAUUCAGUUCCCUCUGAAGCAAGUGGAAGCAAGCGUCCACCGGGUGUGAAGGCUGCAAAGGCAGCGCUCAAGAACAAGGCUGUGGUGCAUGAGAUUGUGGAUGUUGAGAAGUAUGAGAGGAUGUGGACAAUCAAAGAGAAGGAUUUGGCUGCCAAACAGAAGGAUUUAGCCGCCAAAGAACAUUUGUCUAAGAUGAAUAUGCUUGAGAAUCUCCUUGGAAGAAAAGAGCCCUUAGCUGAUUACGAAGAAGUCCUCAAGAAGAAGCUUAUCAGUCAAUUGUUCUCUAGUGAGAGAGGACACAGAGAUGUCACGAGAGUGGAGAGUGGUCACAAGAGUGUCCUUGAGUUCAGAGUGUCAUCGUAUUGUUGUAUUUGA